AUGACGACUCUUGUGCAGAUACGCCAGCCGCUAUCAGUCCUGAGCAUGAGCAAUCAGCCCAAGCGGCGCCGAAGCGAGCGCCUUGCCGCCUACGAUGAUUCAGACGGCGACUUCCAUUUUACGCGGGGCACCAAGCGGGUAAAGACGACGCAGCCCGAGCCCAUACCAGAGGACGAAGUCGCGUCUAUUCCAGCGCCAGCCCCGAGGAAAGCUGGCAGGCCGCCGAAAUCAAGCAAACCGCGCGAGGCGCCAGCCGAAGAGCCGCAGCCUGCCUCGCGAAGGAGGACGUCGACGCGGAAAUCAAGCCAGGUAGCUGUGCAUCAAGAUGAACCAGCUCCGGCGCCACCGCCGCCCCAGAGAACGACGCGCCGGCGGCGGCGUUCUUCUUCGGAAAACCCGGAAGAAGCCAAGGAGAACGUAAAGGAGAAGGCGAAGGAGGUAGAGAGGCCACGCGCAAAACCGAAAGCUACAAAUGGCGCAUCCAAAAGCCGACAUAUCGACAAGGACAUAUCCCCCGAUCUUUCGCCGCGGCCAGCGAUAUCUACUCCCUCAGCCUUGGAAGUGGGAAAAACGCGUGGCAAGGCAGCAAAAGCGGCGGAUUCUAAGAAGAUCGCAUUGCCGUUCAGUGAUACGCCCAUCAUAAAUCGCAACAAGGAGAUGCGCCGGAAGACGGGUGGGCGUCGAAGUAGUCUAGGCAUGCGCGGACGGAGGGCAAGCUCCUUGAUCGAUAAUGGACACAGUGCGAUACCUCACCGCGAAGUUGACCCAGGCCAGUUUUACAAGCAUAUCGAGGCCGAGGGUCUUAGCGAACCUCGUCGCAUGAAACAACUCCUGACAUGGUGUGGCGAACGCGCAUUGAGUGAAAAGCCGCCAUUGGGGAGCUUGAAUUCAAAUGCUAUACUUGGAGCUCGAGCGAUUCAAGAUCAGCUCUUGAAAGAUUUCAGCUCGAAAUCAGAGUUCUCAGAUUGGUUUGCCAGAGAAGAUGUCCCCAGGCCACCAGCAAUCGAGAAACCAAAUCCUAGAAAUAUCGAGCAUGAGGAGAAGAUCGCUGAGUUGGAAGAGAGGAUAAAACGCUUGAAAAUGGAAAAGAAAACAUGGCUAUCCCUCAAACAAGCGCCUCCAAGCCUUCCGCCACUAUUUGCCGAUUCGGACUCGGCAUCAACAGAACAGCAAUUACCGGAUUCCUCCCUCCUGGAGUCAGAGGAGGCUGGAAUGCUUGCUACCUUGACGAGCUCAUCCGUUAGCUUCGCCACCCUCAGGACGCAGGCACAAGCACGAAUACAGGACCUACAAAGGUCAUUAGAGUUCAAGGUGGAUCAUUUGGCGGAUAGCGUCCACAAAGUUGAGCAGCGUCUCACCACCGCUGGUCGCGAGGCCGAUCGUGUAUUAGCUCUGAGCGCAGCGCGGCUGAAAGAGCGUGAAGAGAGGGAGAAGAAGAGCGCAGGCACCAAAGAUAUGCCUGUUAUGGAGGUGCUCAGGAGUCUGGGGAGGAUAUUACCCGAAGGAGAAGACGCGGGAUGA
Molecule: messenger RNA, 1521 nt
Organism: Neoarthrinium moseri
Lineage: Eukaryota; Fungi; Ascomycota; Sordariomycetes; Amphisphaeriales; Apiosporaceae
Exons: 4
Coding region: 1-1521 (506 amino acids)
Biological process (GO): mitotic sister chromatid segregation; cell division
Cellular component (GO): MIS12/MIND type complex
Source: RefSeq, a predicted model, not a curated record